This is a messenger RNA of Rasamsonia emersonii CBS 393.64, 903 nucleotides long. RefSeq lists its product as uncharacterized. The record is from RefSeq and is a predicted model, not a curated record. The transcript has 2 exons. Bases 1 to 903 code for a protein of 300 amino acids. Gene Ontology annotation, molecular function: protein binding. NCBI's taxonomy places the organism in Eukaryota, Fungi, Ascomycota, Eurotiomycetes, Eurotiales, Trichocomaceae.
AUGCUACCAUCACAAGCAGAGCUUAGGUCCUUAUGUGCAAAUGGAAACCUUCCAAAACUCCAGACCUUUCUGGAGAAGACACUUCCCUCGAUGUCCACAGACGAACAGGUCAAGUAUUGUAACCACCCAGUCAAGCCAUGUGACGAGGUACCUUGCUCCAUCAAGGUCACCAAUCUUGCAAGUGCAGCCGCGGAAGCUGGACAGAUAGAAGUCUUCACAUACCUUUGGGAUAAAUACCUGGGGCCUCGUGGCGCCAGAAUCCCUUGGGAGGCUCUCAGGGCGGCUGCGCGUUUUGGCUCAAUACCCAUGGCAGAAGCAUUCUACGUCCGAGAUCCCAGCUGUUUUAACACAAUUGAACCAGAGAGUCCCCGUGGGGGGCCAGUAAGAAACACACAGAUCGAUGUUGCGAUCCGCCAGGACAACUUUGACUACGUUGAUUAUCUCCUAGCUCACGGCGCGGACAUGAACUACCAAUUCCCUGAGCGGAGCCCUGUAAGAGCUGCGGUCCGAAGUGCCGUCAACGAUCGGACUGCAAUUAGACGGAUUAACUUCCUCGUUGAGCGCGGCGCUUGGGUGAGAGGGUCCGGCGCGCUUCGAGCAGCCGCUAGUGAAGGCAAACUUGACAUUGUACGCCUCUUGCUUUCCAAAGGAGCGGACGUUGACGAUUUGGGUGAUGAGUCACAACCGAUACAUCGGAUGAGAACUUCGUCACUUAUUUCGGCAGCGGCAGCCGGCCAUGAGGGCGUCAUCAUGGUUCUCCUCCAACAUGGUGCCAAGUUCGAUCAUGUGGAUCGCUCUGGUAUGUCUGCCCUUAAAGCCGCCGAGAAGAAUCAUCAUAUCCGCGCUGCAGAAGUCUUGCGUCAAUACCAGUUAAGCUCUGAAAGAGCGCAUCGUAUUCCAUAG